Salvelinus fontinalis (brook trout) is the source of this 4431-nucleotide messenger RNA. RefSeq names its product ataxin-7-like protein 1. NCBI's taxonomy places the organism in Eukaryota, Metazoa, Chordata, Actinopteri, Salmoniformes, Salmonidae. The transcript is spliced from 11 exons. The coding region runs from base 64 to 2346 and encodes 760 amino acids. The record is from RefSeq and is a predicted model, not a curated record.
GGUGCCUCGCUAGUCUCACUGCGAAGUAGAUGGGAAAAAAUCAAGCAACAAGAAGGAAGUGCAAUGGCGACAUUGAAUCGCCAACUACCAAAUCCGGAUACGUUCCUGUGCAAACCUUGGUCAACUUUUAUCAGCGCAGCAAAAUUACACUAUUCUGACAACUCACUCGUCGAAAACCGUUUGAAAGAGCUGUACCACAACUGGGAAGGAACUAAACUCAGCAAAGAAGAGAUGCACGUGUUUGGCCAGUUUCCCAACCAGGAGGAUUUCUGUCUCGUCGUCUGCCAUGUCUGCAACCAAGUGGUCAAACCCCAGGGCAUCCUCACCCACUACGAGCGUCGGCACGGCUCCCCGUGCCCCUCCAGGGGUCCAGUGGUCUCUGUGAAGCCCAAUGUGGCAGUGUCCCCCACCCCGGGUCCUACUCCCCCUCUGCCCUUCAGGGUCCCCAGAGACUACCCCCACUCCCGCUUCAACAAGGCCCCGCUCGCUGUCUAUCCUCCCAAGGGUGUCCGCAGCAAGACAUGUGUGUCGUUGCCAGUAGUGAGUCUGGAGAAGAUGCCAUGUCUGGGCCGGGCAGAGAGGGGAACACACGUCAGAGUCAACUGCUUUUCUUCCACCACCUCCUGCUCCUCUCCCUCCUCCCUCCUCCCCUCCCUGACCCCCCCAGCUCCCCUCAGGGGGUCUCAGGAAAAGCUGGUGUCCGGCCGCGGCCUAACCACCCCUUGCUCCACCACACCCCUCUCCCUGGUGGACCGCCGGCCCAGCCCGGCCCGCUCUCCCCUGGACAAACGACCCUCCUCUACCCCCUCCCCUUUGAAUCACCGCAGACCCUCUCCCUCCCCUCGGACCCCCGCAACCCCCUCCCCCCUGGACAGGAAACAGCAGAAUGGAACCAAGACGCCCAGGCCUCAUAGGAGACUGUCAGGGAGGGUGUUUGACCCUAACAAGCACUGUGGAGUCCAAGACCCAGAGAGCAAACGGUCCUGCACGCGAUCACUCACCUGCAAGACUCACUCCUUGAUCCACCGACGGGCCGUCCCAGGCAGGCAGAAAGAGUUUGAUAUCCUCCUGGCGGAACACAAGGGCAGAGCGAAGGAGAAAGAUAAGGCGGGAGGGCAGAGGAGGGAGUCACAGGGGGGCAGUCAGAGCACCCGUGCCAAUGAUACUACCCCCUCCACCCUGCCCCCCCACUGCCACAAUGGCAGAACCGUCUCCACUCUCAAACUGCGGUGGGCCAAUGCACACAGACCAAGGGUACCUGGUAGUGGGGGUGCUGCUCUCCUUUCCUCCAUCCCCCCCGUCCCCCCAGGCUCAACACAGGACCCCCCAGUCCCUGUCUGGCAGAGGGCAGGAGGGGACAGGGACGGUCGUCUGUCCAGUGAUGAGGGCGACCCAGGAACACCAGAUGACCCUGACAUAGACGGAGACCGACCAUCCUGCCACUACUCCCCUCACCACCCUCGACCACUGGGGUGCUGUGCGUUCAGCAGCAGGCUGAUGGGACGUGGUCACUAUGUGUUUGACCGGCGGUGGGACAGGAUGAGGCUGGCGUUGCACUGCAUGGUGGAGAAACAUGUCAACGCUCAGAUGUGGAGAAAGGUGCCCCUGGCUGCUGAGAGUCCUCUCUCCCUCGGGAGCCCUCCUAUCAGCACUCCCUCCCCCAGCUCUCUCACCCCUCCUCCCCCCCUCUCCUUCCCUCCCUCCACCAACGGAGCCUUCUCCAUUGGGCCCUACUCCACAGCCUUUCCCCAGGAUGCAUCAGCAGCAGGGUUGUUUGGCGUCAGGGACCCCUCCCAGCCCGUGGGCCCUGUCUCCGCCCUAGGGAAACCCCGUAAUGGCACUACCACCAAACCCAUCAGGCCCCCAGGGGCCACUGGUGGCGCGGCCAAGAAGAGGCGGACCACCCUUCCACCUAGUUCUGACACUCUCAGGGGGAACAACAGCAGCUACCAAACUCUGACUCCCACCCCCAUGCUCCGCUCUGGCGUGCCCCUCCUUAGUGGUAGGAGAAAGACCUUAGGACACAGUGCCAGUGAGGUGGGGGUCAGGGCUGAGGACUGGUACUCCAACCCUGACCAAACCACCACCACACCCUACCCCCUCACUAAGGAUCACCCCAGCCCCUUACGCCCUACUCCCAGCCCCCUUCCUCCUCCCAGCCCCCUGGUCUACGGAGGAGGGAUGGAGGGGAGAAAGAGGAGGAGCCCCAGUGCGUACAGAGGAGGAAGAAAGCCCAGUAAGGUGACCAAAGCAGCAGCAGGGCUGGACGGCAUCUUCAGGAGGAACAACACUGGACUUCUGGCCUCAGGCCCCGAGUCACCUCGACAGUCCAAGUUGCAUCAUUGACAAUAACAGGAGACAUGGACAGAAUGUUGUGUGGCUGGACCUGUGACCUUUGACACGAUGUUAGUACCACAGGGCCCUGCCCUGUUAACAGUGAUGUCACUCAGCACUGCACCUGUACCCAUGAGGGAUUCUGGGACUUGGAGUCAUUGGUGGGUCAGAAUGAUUUGGCUCCUCCUCUCACACUGCCCAUCCCAUAUUAGGUUGUGUGGUCCCUCCCCAGAAUCCCGCCCACACGUUGAUCAGCCAAUGGGCGGUUCUGCAGAGGUAGUCUCCAUGGUUACAGGGUGAAGCACUCAAAUCAAGGCACUCAUCAUCACAAACUGCCCUCUGAAAAGGGAACCUGCUUUAGGUUGGCAUCUUUAUCACCGCUCUACAUGCAUUUAGACAUUUUGUUGUUGUAGUAUCCCGUUCCUGUGUGGUCAGGUGACCAGGCAGGAAUUCCCAUGUCCAACAACUUCCUCAGACAGACCUGUAUUGACAGCCCCAGCAGACCUCCACUCCUCACCACACACACCCUUCUCUCCAGCAUGCCAGAGUUCAAAGUGCACUUACUCUCCUCCUCCUGGACUCCAGAGGCUACACACCAACCUGUCUGUCACACAAGGGAAGACUUUAUACUGACACUUUUUCAUGAAAUGUCUUUCAAAAUAGGAAGAAUUCAGGUUAUCGAGGAUUGUUUUUAUUUUUCGUCUCAAAUGUUGCAACACAGAGAGGACCGACACCCUAAAUGGAAAAACGAUGGUGUUGGAUUUUUUUAUGUAUAAUAAUUUAUAAUUUCUUAAUUUUCUUACUGACCAGAGUAGAGCUACAGACAAAUUAUAUUUGUAUGUCAAUUUUUUAAAAGUAUUAUUAUUAUCAUAGUUGUUAUUGUUGAAAUGUGUACAUAUAUUUUAUUAUUUUUAUAUUUAUUAUUAGUCUCCCAUUACUAAAAGAACUCAAGCUAAAGUGUUUUACCCGCUUGGUGACAUGUAUUUUUAAGGGUCCUUUUUGCCUGCGGUUCUCCCUUUUCACACUUCUUCCAAUGUUUCUACCUGUCAACACGACUUCUCCUUCUCUUCCACUGGUCUCUGACAGACUUGUAUGUCUGCUUGAUUGACGUGUACAUUACAGAAAUGUACAUAUGGCACAAGCCAACUCCUUUUAAUACCGCUGGUUCCACUGCAGUGUGUUUUUCUGUUCUGUCAGUGAUAGACACUCUACAGGGACGUCACUGACAUGGGCUGCAUCUCAAUAGUCUGAAGUGGCCUCUUCUCCUCGUCUCCUCCUUCGUCUUUCCUCAGACACUCUACAGGGACGUCACUGACAUGGGCUGCAUCUCAAUAGUCUAAAGUGGCUUCUUCUGCUCGUCUCCUCCUUCGUCUUUCCUCAGACACUCUACAGGGACGUCACUGACAUGGGCUGCAUCUCAAUAGUCUAAAGUGGCCUCUUCUCCUCGUCUCCUCCUUCGUCUUUCCUCAGACACUCUACAGGGACGUCACUGACAUGGGCUGCAUCUCAAUAGUCUAAAGUGGCCUCUUCUCCUCCUUCGUCUUUCCUCAUCUGAAAACUCAGGUGUAGUUUAGAGCAACGUGGGGGUUGCUAACCAGGAAUUUGACUUGCGUCUAGCGAGUUCUUGUGAUAGGAAGUUACUUCAGAUUAUUUAGAUGCGUUUUUCUGAACAGUGGCAGCGCCCCUACUGUUACAUACAUGGGGAAUGUCAGUGGUUGCCUGAAGGAAAAGUAAUGCUUUUUCAGAUCUUCUCUUUUGCACUUUUUCCUCAUAUGCCCAGAUCGUUAAUCUACUUCUAUUUCUAUAGAUAUUUGCUUCCCACCAAGUAUGAACUCUGAGGUGUGAAGACACGCACAAUCAAGAUGACUUUGUUAAAAAAAAAAUAUAUGAAUUUGGAUACUGUUCUUUAAUUUUCUUUCACUUUGAAAAUGUUGACGGUUUUGUAGAUCGGAAGGAAAAAAUCGAAUGUAUUCCCUUUUUAGAUGGAAUUGUAAGGCUGCAAAAUGCGAAGGCUGUGCAAGGGGUGUGUAGACUUUCACUAGGCACUGUAUAUAUUUGUAAAGGUGUUUUGUCAACAACAGUAAAUAUGAAGACUAG